This is a messenger RNA of Colletotrichum siamense, 354 nucleotides long. It is a transcript of the gene cgrA, whose product is annotated as rRNA-processing protein cgrA. The transcript has 3 exons. The coding region runs from base 1 to 354 and encodes 117 amino acids. The record is from RefSeq and is a predicted model, not a curated record. Lineage: Eukaryota; Fungi; Ascomycota; Sordariomycetes; Glomerellales; Glomerellaceae.
AUGUCCGCAGACACGGCUACGGCCACGACCUCCGCUGCCGACAAGCCGCUUGGCAUGCGGAAGAAUGGCAAGCAAUGGCAUGCGCCCAAGAAGGCCUUCAGGCCGACGUCAGGCUUGACGUCCUACGAGAAGCGCGCCAAGGAGCGCGUUGCGAUGGCGGCUAUGAAGGCCAAGGAGAAGGAAAUGAAGGACGAGAAGGAGGCAGAGCGCAAGCAACGCAUCCAGAACCUCAAGGAUAAGAAGGCCGCAAAGGAGGAGAAGGAACGUUACGAGAAGAUGGCCGAGAAGAUGCACAAGAAACGGGUGGAGAGGCUGAAGAGGAAGGAGAAACGAAACAAGCUGAUCAACUCAUGA